UCAGAAACCCGAUAUUAAGAGAACAACUAAAAAUCAAUCAGAAUUUAAUAUAUAAAUCGGAAAUUAGAGAAGCAGAAGCUUUUGAGUGGGCGGUGGCAAAACCGCUAGCUUAACUGCCACCAAACCAGAGCGGGAGAGAGAGAGAGGCACAGCAAGCAAAAGAGUAGGAAUUUGCAGUGCAAGAGAGGAUUCACCGGAAAAAGGAGGGAUUUUUUAAAAUCCCCCUUUUUACAAUCCGGAAUUGUAAUUUCAGGGGGUGUUAUUCUGAAUCGAGAAUUGAAUUGUGCCAAAACCCGGUUCGGGUUUUGCAUGAGAAGGAAUUUGUGUGAAUUGGGAUUAUUGAAGACACUGCAGUAAAAGAAACUUGAGGGGAAACCAUGGAGAGGAUUUUGGCGGCAGUGCAAGUGGUGAAUCAAGCGGGAGGGGAAUCGCUACUUGGGACAAUCAAGAUCGCCGUGCUUCCCAUAGCAAAGGUUUUUACUGUCUGCUCCUUGGGGCUUCUAAUGGCUUCCAAGUAUGUGAACAUCUUCCCAGCCAGUGGAAGGAAAUUGUUGAACGGGUUGGUCUUCUCGCUCUUGCUUCCAUGUUUGAUAUUCUCUCAGCUUGGACAAGCCAUCACCCUACAGAAAAUGCUUGAGUGGUGGUUUAUUCCCGUGAAUGUCGUGCUUGGUAGCACUACAGGCUCCAUAAUAGGUUAUAUUGUUGCAUCCCUUGUCCACCCACCGUACCCUUUCUUCAAGUUUACAAUUGUACAAAUUGGUAUAGGAAACAUCGGGAAUGUGCCACUGGUUCUAAUUUCAGCUUUAUGUAGAGACCAAUCGAACCCUUUCGGUGAUUCAACCACAUGUAAAACAGAUGGGACUGCCUAUAUUUCAUUUGGCCAGUGGGUUGGUGCAAUCAUUCUAUACACGUAUGUAUUUCAAAUGCUGUCCCCCCCUCCAGAAGGUACCUUUGACAUUGAGGAAAAAGAACUCCCAAUCAAAAGCCCUCGAAAUGGCACGACACCUGAUCAAGUUCCAUUGCUUACACCUGACGAAAAUGAAGAAGAGACAGCACGCAAAGAAGAGGUUGCAGAAACUGAGUCGAAUGCUUCAAAUAAGCCUAAGAUUACAAAGUUCUUCGUAUUCAUCUAUGAGAAGUUGAAGCUCAAACAAGUUCUUCAACCACCUAUAAUAGCUUCUAUCCUGGCCAUGGCACUUGGAACCAUACCAUUUUUAAAGAAAUUGAUCUUUACAUCUGAUGGUCCACUUUUCUUCUUCACCGACAGCUGCAUUAUCCUUGGGGAAGCCAUGAUUCCAUGCAUUCUGUUGGCGUUAGGUGGCAACCUUGUUGAUGGUCCAGGAAGUUCCAAACUUGGUCUACGAACAACUGCUGCAAUUAUAUUCGCACGAUUAGUCUUGGUGCCCCCUGUAGGACUUGGCGUUGUAAUGUUAGCUGAUAAGCUCGGCUUCCUCCCUGCCAAUGACCAGAUGUUCCGGUUUGUCCUGCUGCUUCAGCACACAAUGCCUACAUCUGUCCUCUCUGGUGCUGUUGCAAAUUUAAGAGGCUGCGGAAGAGAGGCAGCUGCCGUCCUGUUCUGGGUGCAUAUAUUCGCCAUCUUCUCCAUGGCCGGUUGGAUCGUCUUGUACCUCAACAUACUCUUCUGAAAAGAACUUGCAAAAGUUGUUGCUGUGCCACUCACCCCUAUCUACCUUCUGCUAUUGAUUUUCCGACAGUCGAUGUUAAUAGUUAAACUUGGAAAUUGUUCGUUCGUGUACAAUGCAAGGUGUCGACCUGUUUCACGGUGAACUGAGCCGGAGGAAGGAGCAUCCCGCCCGGCCGUGAAUUUUGUCAUGACAGCUGCCCUUGUGUCCGUUAAUAUUUCAAGUCCGUCAAGGGCUGCUGUCGUCUACAUUCAGCAGGGGACUGUGUGUUUUUACUUUUCCAAGGAUUAACGGGGGCAAUUUAGUCCCCGAACUGGUUGUAAAGUGGAAGCAAUUAUUUUUUUAUAAAAUUUUACAAAUUAAGCAA
Molecule: messenger RNA, 2010 nt
Organism: Pyrus x bretschneideri (Chinese white pear)
Lineage: Eukaryota; Viridiplantae; Streptophyta; Magnoliopsida; Rosales; Rosaceae
Product: protein PIN-LIKES 6
Exons: 11
Coding region: 378-1646 (422 amino acids)
Biological process (GO): endoplasmic reticulum to cytosol auxin transport
Cellular component (GO): membrane
Source: RefSeq, a predicted model, not a curated record